UGGUGUGUGUUGAUCUCCGGUGGGGACCGCAUAAUCCACUCGGACCUUCAGUAGAGCAGAUCUCAUCUGCCUACACAUAUAGAUAUUGAUUUACUCACCACAGCUGUGAGUCACCUGGGGACGUCAUCCCCCUGAGAGAUGACUAUCACCAAUCAAAACGAGACAGAUUUAAGCAGCACCAGCAACAGUGGCGGGCUUCCCCAAUGGAGCCGGAGGGAGAUCUGCCUCCUCUCAGCUCUGGUCUUCUCAGCAGGCCUGUGCGUCAUCUUAUGCGGCAUGCUGGCACUUGAAUACAUUUCCCUGGACGCCCAGCAGGACCCACUGUGCAGCCAGGACUGCCAACACAAACGCUCCCUGCUGCGGGCGUCACACUUCAUUAAGGACAAUAUUGACCCAACCAUCCCACCCUGCCAGGACUUCUACUCCUUCGCCUGUGGUGGCUGGCUGCGCCGCAAUGGCAUCCCAGAGGACAAGCUCAGCUAUGGCAUCAUCACUGCCAUAGGGGAGCACAAUGAGGAGAAACUACAUCGCCUCCUGCUGGAGCCGAUACAGAGGCGCGGGCCCAACUCAGCAGAGCACAAGGUCAAGAAGUUCUACCAAUCAUGCGUCAAUAUCCAAGAGAUCGACAAGCUGGGCUCUGACCCCAUGAGGGAGGUGAUAGAAAGCUGUGGGUGGUGGGACCUGGCUCCUCCCAGUGCUGCUGGGAGGGGUGAGGUCAUUCCACAGAGACCGCCGGACUUCAACGACAUGCUGUACAGGACCCAGGGGGUGUACAACGCUGCCGUGUUCUUCUCCCUCUCUAUCAAUGUGGACGACAAAAACUCCUCCAGGAACACCAUCAGGAUUGAUCAGGAGGGGCUCACGCUGCCUGAAAGAAGUCUCUACCUGGGACAGGACGAGGACAGUGUGAAGAUCUUGGCGGCAUACAAGGCUGUGAUGGAGCGCUUGCUGAGCAUGCUGGGAGCUCACAACACCACGCAGAAGUCCGAGGAGAUUAUACAACUGGAGACCCGUCUGGCCAACGUCACUUUGUCAGAAUAUGAUGACCAGAGAAAGGACAUGAGCACCAUGUAUAACCGCAUCACCCUCAGGCAGCUACAGCAAAUCGCUCCCAGUUUGUAUUGGAAACACUUGCUGGACAGAAUCUUCCACAAUAACUUCUCAGAAGAUGACGAGAUUGUGAUCUCCACCGACUACAUACAGAAAGUCUCCGACAUCAUCAAGACCACUUCAAAGAGGGUUGUACAUAACUACAUGCUGUGGCGCAUUGUGGCAGCCCUCAGUCAACAUCUGUCCACCACCUUCCGCAGCACCAUCCACGAGUUUUCUCAGGAGAUUGAUGGCACCGAACAGCAGCUGGAGCUGGGCAGGUUCUGCCUCACCCAGACCAACGAACACUUUGGCAUGGCCCUUGGAGCCCUGUUUGUUCAGCAGCACUUCUCCUCACAGAGCAAGGCUAAGGUACAGAAGCUGGUGGAGGACAUAAAGGACUCUCUGUACCUCCGGCUCCAUGAGCUGGACUGGAUGGAUAAGGCCACCAAGAAGGCUGCCAGAGAAAAGCUGAAGCACAUGAUGGUGAUGACGGGAUACCCUGACUUCCUUCUCAAACCUGAGCUCAUAGAUCAAGAAUAUGGUUUUGAUGUGGAUGAGAAGACCUACUUCAAGAACAUCCUCAACAGCAUCAAGUUCAAAAUCAAGCUCUCAGUCAAGACGAUCCAUGAAGAAGUGGACAAGUCAGCAUGGAUUCUCCCUCCCCAGGCCCUAAAUGCCUACUACCUUCCUAACAAGAACCAAAUGGCUUUUUGUCAGUGCUUUCAAGCUUCUGUUUUCGGUUACCUGGACCUGUACCAUAUCUGCACCUGCUUGUCUGCCUGUCUGGACUUUUCCGAAUCUCAUCCCUGCAACUCUGUGGAUUUAAUACUACUGCUGUUUGGACAGUUUGGACUUGCUACCCAUACCUUCUUUCCAGCUGGCAUCCUUCAGCCCACUUUCUACAACCCUGAGUUCCCACAGUCUCUGAACUAUGGAGGAAUAGGAGCUAUCAUUGGCCGUGAACUAACACACGGAUAUGAUGACUGGGGGGGCCAGUACGACCGGCACGGCAGCUUCAAACAGUGGUGGACUGAGAAGUCCUACAGAAAGUUCCAGAAGAAGGCUGAAUGUGUCCUCAAGCUCUACGAUAAUUUCACUGUUAAUAACCAGAGAGUGAAUGGUCGUAUGACACUGGAGGAGAACAUAGCGGACAUGGGAGGACUCAAGCUGUCAUACUACGCGUAUCAGAAGUGGGUGAGGGAACAUGGUCCAGAGAGGCCCCUACCUGGGCUCAGAUACACUCAUGAACAGCUGCUCUUCAUUGCCUUUGCGCAGAACUGGUGUAUGAACAGAAGAUCUCAGUCGCUCUACUUGCAUCUGCUAAAUGACAAACAUGCACCAGAGCACUACAGAGUCAUCGGCAGUGUUUCCCAGUUUGAUGAGUUUGCACGUGUUUUCCACUGUCCGAAGAAUUCACCAAUGAACCCUGUGGACAAAUGUUCCAUAUGGUGACGUCUCCACCUGUCUAGAGCCAGGCUGUGACACAGACAUAGAGACGCAACCUGUCCUACAUCACACAUUCAUCAGAGCUAACAAGAUGAUACAGAGUGCAUAAAGCAGCCAGAUCCAGGAUGGAAGUACAUCUUUUCAAUUGUCAUCAAUACAAAGGCUUUAAAUUGUGGAAGUUUAUACACUGAUUGUCCAUUGAUAACUCAGUCUGUAUUUACCAUCGAGCAUGGGUCACAUGACCAUUGAUCAUGUACAUACAUUAUUUGAUUACCAUAUUUCCUCAAAUAAAACAAGGUAGUCAAUUAAAAGCCAGGUCUCCGAUAAUGGCCGAGGGCGUGGUCAACACGAACAAAUGAAGAAUAACUUUGUUGUUCUGGAUUACUCAUCUAAUGUAUUAUUGUCCUAUUUCAGUCACUGUGGGUGUAUAUGCGUUAAUGUCUCAGCCAGCUGUAGUUUGCAGUAAUGUACAAGUGCCACAAGAUUGCAGCAGCUACAUUUGAAGUACCCUUUGGGACC
This is a messenger RNA of Thunnus maccoyii (southern bluefin tuna), 3057 nucleotides long. Its product is annotated as endothelin-converting enzyme-like 1. Gene Ontology annotation, molecular function: metalloendopeptidase activity. The record is from RefSeq and is a predicted model, not a curated record. Bases 139 to 2544 code for a protein of 801 amino acids. The transcript has 20 exons. NCBI's taxonomy places the organism in Eukaryota, Metazoa, Chordata, Actinopteri, Scombriformes, Scombridae. Gene Ontology annotation, biological process: protein processing. Gene Ontology annotation, cellular component: plasma membrane.